AUGCCAUUCAUAUAAAAAAUAAUUAGAAAUGGUUAUUCUCCUGAGAAUGUGAAUUGUUUUACGCAUAAUGAUAUAGCUUAAAACAGAUAAAACAUUUAAAGAUCUAUAACUUAACUAAAUAAAGAAGAAUUUUCAGCCAAUAUUUAUGAGGGUUAUGUUAUAGAUUAUUCAAAGAGUGAUAUCAAUCCAAAAAAUUUUCUGAAUGUAUCUGAUUUUGAUAAAUUUAUUAAUAUCUAGUGCUUCUAUUAAAGAGUUCUUUUGGGGACAAAUAAUAUUGAAAAAAGAAAAAUAUACCUCAAAAAUACUUUUUAAUAUCUGAUGAAGUAUUUAAUAGAUUUUAAAAUAUAGAAUAUUUUGA
Messenger RNA from Paramecium sonneborni, 358 nucleotides. NCBI's taxonomy places the organism in Eukaryota, Ciliophora, Oligohymenophorea, Peniculida, Parameciidae. The record is from the annotation of a GenBank genome assembly.